Molecule: messenger RNA, 3928 nt
Organism: Conger conger (European conger)
Lineage: Eukaryota; Metazoa; Chordata; Actinopteri; Anguilliformes; Congridae
Gene: sgcg
Product: sarcoglycan, gamma
Exons: 8
Coding region: 317-1189 (290 amino acids)
Biological process (GO): heart contraction; cardiac muscle tissue development
Cellular component (GO): sarcoglycan complex; sarcolemma
Source: RefSeq, a predicted model, not a curated record
CAGACUCAGCUGCAUUUCUCACCGACCGCGCGCGGAAAGUUUCUACAGCAUAGUCGGUUGCAUCGAGUAGCCUACACACGCCGCCGUUUCAAAAAUAAAAAGCAGAGAAGGUCAUAAAUCGGAUAGGUACAUACGACAUGCAAGAAGAGGGAGAAAAGGGCACCUAGUGUUGAUUAUUUAGGGUGCUUCCCGUCUUGGAUUUAUGGCAUGCAGCUGUUAGUUGUCUGACAGACGUCCGAGGUCUCGAAAACCAUCGCUGCACAGAAGCCGAAUUUCCAGUAUAGAAGAAGCAGCGCCCUAACACCAGACAACGCAGAUGGUGCGGGAGCAGUACGUCCGGUCCACCCUGGACUCCAGCCUGCCUGAUCUCCCCCCCGACUACAUCCACAGGAUCGGCAUCUACGGCUGGAGGAAGCGCUGCCUGUACCUCUUCGUCCUGCUCCUCCUCAUCAUCCUGGUGGUCAACCUCGCCCUGACCAUAUGGAUCCUGCGGGUCAUGUGGUUCAACUCGGAGGGGAUGGGCCUGCUGCAAGUCAAUGCGGACGGGGUGAGGCUGGAGGGCGAGUCCGAAUUCCUGUUCCCACUGUACGCCCAGGAAAUUCACUCCAGAGAGGACUCAUCUCUUCUCAUACACUCUCCCGAAAAUGUCACAGUUUUCGCCCGCAACGAAAACGGGUCUGUGACCGGCAGCCUGUUUGUGGGUCCAGACCAGGCCGAGGUGUUCGGGCAGUACUUGAAGAUCACCUCGGACCCAGAAAAGAUGCUGUUCACCGCCAGUGAGGCGGAGUCUGUUGUUGGGGUGAACAAGCUUCGUGUCACUGGGCCAGAAGGAGCUCUGUUCGAACAUUCUGUGGAGACGCCCCUGGUGAAAACAGACCCUCUCAAAGACAUUCUCCUGGAGUCUCCUACCCGCUUCACCAGCAUGGACGCCCCGCUGGGCGUGCACAUCAAGGCCAUGGGCGGGAACAUCGAAAUCGCCUCCAACGAGGACAUCCUCCUGCACGCCCAGGACAAGAUGCUGCUCCUGGAUGCUGAGACGGUGCGGUUGCGGCGCUUGCCCCAGGGAGAGGCCGGUGUGUCGGGGGGGCCGCCCCAGGAGCUGUACGAGGUCUGCGCCUGCCCCACCGGGAAACUCUACAUCUCCCUGGCCAGCAGGACCUCCACCUGCGACAGGAACCAGCUCUGCUAGAGGACCCCCAGCGACCUGACCUGGCCCCCUCCCCACUGACUCCGUUUGACCUAAACACCAAACCUAUCGUCUGUGUCAAAGCUCUGGGUGUCCUACACACAGCUUUAACCCUCCUGUUAUGUUCAGAUUUUAUGACCGGUUUUACGUUUGGGGUCAAACCCAACAGUUGAACUAAACACAAAAAAAAUUGUUUUUUUUGACACAUGGUACUACAAUUCAAAUACUAGCUUUUUAUAAAAAAAUAUGAAAAAUCUCUGCAAAUAAUUUCAGAGCCUAAGGAACAGUAAGUGAAAGUCUUGCACCUGUAUAGGAAAGUGCCACCAGAAUCACUCAAUAAUAAAAAAAAAACAUUUUUAAAUGGUUGUAUAUUUAACUAGAAAUGUAUUAGAAAAUUUGAAAAAUCAUACAGUAUCAAAUAUAAAAAAAGGGUAAAUAGUUUUUUAAGAGAUGCUGAAUGUGGUCAAAUUGACCUAAAGCAUAAUAGGAGGGUUAAACUAAUUUAGGGAAUAAGUUAGGGAAUAACACGUUUAGUCGCCUUUGACAGAAUUUGCCAGAAACGGCGGGAUUGAGGGGCGAGCUCAGUCCUGCCUCAGUGUGGUUGCCGUAGUAACAUAACAUCUGGCCUCGACCCCGGGCACGCCUUGUGUUCACACGCCAUUUUAGUGUCGGAAAUGUGUUGAGAUUUGCGGAGGACAUUUUAAAACUAUCCCCAGGUUUAGGUGCGGCUGCGACAUGCAGCCAGAAGAUACAUUCAAGAUUUUAAAAAACAUUUUCCUUUUUUAUUUUCCUGAGUGAGGGCUGGGUAACGUGGAGCUGGGAGCAGCUCAUGUGCUAUGCAAUAUGUGUUUUUUGUGGUGCAAUAAUAAUGAUGAGGGUGUAAUUGAAUGAAUUACUUGUGCAGGUUGUUGUGGCUGCACAGUGACACCUAUAUGUGACCUGCUCUAUCAAAAGUCAUAUUGGCCCCAAAACAUACUGAGUUUUAGAUACUAAUUGAAAGAGGAGGUAUGUUUUCUAAUGAUCCCAAUGUUGUCUCUACUCCAGAUAUCAAGGGAGUUGUGUCCUGUUUUGAGUUCUACCAAAGCAUGUUUUAGAGUGACAAGCUGGCUAGCCUCCAAAGAAUGUCCAACUCCGGUGUUACUUACACUUUGACAGCUUGUGUUUAAAAGCUUAAAAACUGUAUUUUUACUCUGAAUUUGGUAUUGAUGUAUUAUGUUUGGGGCCAAUUUGACCCCAUUUAGUGUUUGACAUCUCUUAAAAUCUUGCUCCAUAUUGAUACUGGAUGAUUUUUCAAAUGUUCUAAUUUGGUGGGAUUAAAUGGUAAACAUGCAAUAAACAUACUGCUAUGCUAAGUCCUGUACCAACUUUGCAAACAAAUGUGUUGUGUGGGGUUCUAUUGACCCUCUGUAACUGUAUAAAAUGUAAGAAAAUGUACAACCAUUUUUAUUUUUAUCUCAGAUCAGAAGGCGAGAAAUGUGAAAUUGGCCAUUACGACUGAUUAUGAUAGAAAGGGUGAUAUAUGCACAAUAAAAGCACAACGUUUUCACAACACAAUUCGUUUUUACCUUCAGACAGAAUAAAAAGCUGUGGUUCUUGUAUAAGAAUGGGCAGAUGGCAGUUGUACUGUUGGGUGAUGACUUUGUUUUCUUACAAGCUGCAGGACAGUAUAGGGAACUGAUGCAGUUUUAAAGGCAAAGGGUGUUCACAACAAAUAUAGAUUUUAUUUCGUUUUUAACUGUUCACUGCUCUUUAUAGAUAUUGUUCAUUUUAUAUUUUUGGAGGCUUCUUCACUUUUUAGAAUUUUAUGCUUAAGACUUGUGCACAGUAUGGUAUCUAACCCAGUUCAGCGGCAAAAUGCCAUGACAUAAUGCUAGACCUCAUUUGUGUCAUUCAGAAACUUUUUGAGAUCUUGCACACUUCCAUGAAGACAUGACCUCCAGGUUCUGCAGAUUUAGUUAUUAGUUUUAGUUUUUGAACAUGAAACUCAAACUUGUAUACAAGCCACAGGACCGAUUCCUGGUGUGUUUCCAUUAUCAUUUUUGAGGCUAAAAUAUUUUAACACUGCCAAUAAACCUUGUUUUUUUGUUGAUAGGCUCACUUAGAAACCUGCCAAUUCAAGCAACGAUCAGGCAUCUGCAAGAAAUUCCUCUUUUUCUUGUUUGAAUCUGUAACAGAAUCUUAGUGUGUCCUAUUAAACUGGAACAGGAAAACAUUGUCAAUUUACAUAAUUUAUAGUAGGUAAGUCCGUUUUAACUUUAUGGGGAUCAUAUGCUGUAAAUAUUUUUGAAUCUAAUGUGCCCAGAGAUGAUAUGCUCAGUCCUUCCAAUUUGGAGCAGGUUUUACGAAUUAAUCCAUUACAUAUUAUUGCAAACUAACUUAUGUCAUGUGUAGAUUCCUUAAAUUUACACACAUAACUAAUAACCAAUUUUGUGUGAGGGUUUUUCGUGUGGUGUAAAAAAUAUAAGAUUGUAUUUUCAAGCUUUCCCCUGUUAAUUUCAUGUUAGUGAAGUGGAAGUGUCCUUUUAGCUGUUUAUCCUAAAAUGGUUUCAUUGUUCCACUACAGAUGUUUCUGAGGAAACCCUUUGUUGAGAGAAAUUAAGUCAAGAUGUGAAGGUACUGCCCUCUAGUGGACACUUGUCAGUACUUCUAAAUAAUACUAUUUAUAACGUUCGCUCAGCUCUUUAAUUUUAAGUGAGCAUGAUUUCACUAAUAUUCCUGCAAAAUAAAGACAUAUGUACAGUG